Molecule: messenger RNA, 690 nt
Organism: Gossypium arboreum
Lineage: Eukaryota; Viridiplantae; Streptophyta; Magnoliopsida; Malvales; Malvaceae
Exons: 1
Coding region: 1-690 (229 amino acids)
Source: RefSeq, a predicted model, not a curated record
AUGAAAGAAGAGAAAGCUAAGGCGAUGAAGAGGUACAAUUGGCUUCGAGCCCCAGCGAAGGUGUUCCAUUUUUUGGAAUUGCUUAUAGCUUUGCUGUUUUUAGCAUGGACAUUCGAGCGCCUGCCGUUCGCCGUCAAAAUCUCCGGCGACUUCGUUCUAAAACUCUGCGGUGUCAUCGCGAGUCCGCUCUUUGUUUUCCUCGUCUGUAACGUCAUCAUCGCCAUUCUCAUUGCUAAGUCUGGCAUCUUCUCCACCGUUAACAAUGCAGAUCCCAAACUCUACGAGGAAAUUACCAAAAAUGUUGAGGAGGAUCGUUCCAAAUUGGAGUCUCAAGAAGAAGAUGAGGAUCGUGAUAAGGAAAUCAUCUCUGAAGUGAAGAAAUGCACUCGCACGAGGGAAGAAAUGGAGUGGCCAUCGGAGUCCGACUCCGAAGUUGAUAAUCCGGGAGUGUAUAGAACGAGUAAGUCGGAGAAGUUGGCGGUAAAAAAGAACAAGGAGAAAGUGAAAAAGGAAUUACGACGAUCAGCGAGCGAGAAGUGCCGAAAAAAUGAAAACAUCGAUGAUGAAUUGCUUCCAGAAGACGAACUGAGUAACGAAGAGUUUCAACGAACAAUCGAAGAUUUCAUCAAUAAACAAUUGAGGUUUCGCCGGGAAGAGUCCCUGUCCAUUGUUCUCCAGAGGUAUGCUUGA